This is a messenger RNA of Pocillopora meandrina, 423 nucleotides long. The record is from the annotation of a GenBank genome assembly. Lineage: Eukaryota; Metazoa; Cnidaria; Anthozoa; Scleractinia; Pocilloporidae.
AUGAAAGAUAAGCCUCAAAGAAAACAAUCUUCGGCCAAGUCUGAAACAAAUUCUGAACGAAAACUUAACGAAGUCGCCCGAAUAUCAACGGAUACAACAGUUUCCAAGACGCAUUUACGUGAUUUGACAUCAAAAACACUCCCAGAAAGCGAAGUGCAAGUCUAUCAAGCGCAGUCAAAUGCUAUCGAAGCAAAAUUACGAAGACAUCGUUUUAAAUCCAGCCGAGCAAUACACUCGGCGCAUCGCGAAUGUUUAGAAUGCGAAUCACCCCUGAAAGGAACUCCAUGGGAGGACGCUCUGCGGUUCAGGUCAAGGUCGGUAACAUCUUCCUCUUUUUCACCACAGAGAUAUCGAAAGCUAAUCGGUCAACGGAGCGCAAAAGAGGAAGAAUGCAUAGACUUUUGGAUGAAAUUUUUUGGAUGA